Cyphellophora europaea CBS 101466 is the source of this 2721-nucleotide messenger RNA. RefSeq lists its product as uncharacterized. Bases 1 to 2721 code for a protein of 906 amino acids. The record is from RefSeq and is a predicted model, not a curated record. The transcript is spliced from 2 exons. Gene Ontology annotation, molecular function: zinc ion binding; DNA binding; DNA-binding transcription factor activity, RNA polymerase II-specific. Lineage: Eukaryota; Fungi; Ascomycota; Eurotiomycetes; Chaetothyriales; Cyphellophoraceae. Gene Ontology annotation, biological process: regulation of DNA-templated transcription; DNA-templated transcription.
AUGUCUGGCCGGCGGACCUCUCGCUCAGAGGGCCAGCAGCACCCCGCGCCGCCUGGAUCCGACAAGUCUCACCCCACCUCACGUUUACGAACACAAUUCGGUUCUGAGCCUGUUGACCAUAGCCAACCUGGCCAGGCAUCCCUCCAGUCGCCCAGCCUCACGGGUACUUUUCGUGUGCCAGCGUCGCCCUCGUCCGAAACCGCGGCAAAAGGCGCAAAAGUUGCCAUUCCACGACUCAAGCGAAACGCAGAUGCACAGGGCGAGGGCGCUUCAAGAUCAGGAGGCCGACACCGUGUCAACCAUGCUUGCGAACCCUGUCGUCAUAGGAAGACAAAGUGCAGCGGCGAGCGCCCAACAUGCCGGCAUUGCCAGGAUUUCAAAAUCAACUGCUACUAUGCCGAUGGAAAGAGAGACCGUGUGAAGAAGCAAUUUGGAAGCAUGACCGAAAAGGUCACCGACUAUGAGAAGCUACUGAGAGACUUGCAAACCCGCGCGAGCGAAUCCGAUGCCCAAUUGAUAAAAAGCGCUCUAGACAAAGAGACUGCUUACGAUCUCGAUGAAGUCAGUGCUGAAAAUGCCACUGUCCCCUCGGUCGAGUUCGUGCCCGAAGAGGAGGAAGCUGGCGCCGAGUCUGAUGCUUCAGCCGGCGCUGGCUCGACGGGGGCACUUGACCGUACAGAUGAGGACUUCACUCGCGAAGGCGCUCGCGAUACUGGUUUUAUGGGCAAGAACAGUGAGGUCACGUGGUUACAGCGCUUGAAGCACCAAAAUAUACAUGGCGAUCACAAUGACAGUGAUCAAAACGAGGGGAUGCGAUAUCCCCCAGGCAGCUCCGACGAGAUUGGUGUCAGCAACAUGGAUUUCCAAGUCAGUGACACCUCUUACCAUCUCGAUGAUUUCACCGUUAGCACCUUCGAGCACGUUGGCCCCUACGAAUACCCUCCACGAGAGAUUGCACAACAGCUAUUCAACGCCUACAUGACCCGAGUGCAUCCAACCUUUCCCAUCGUCGGCAAAGUCAACCUAACAACUCAAUUUAAUAAGUUCGUCUCCGGCAACGUGCAACGGCCCCCUGAGAAAUGGCUCGCCAUUAUCAAUCUAAUUUUUGCCAUCGGUGCAAAAUACGCACAUCUCAUCCACGCCGAUUGGAGGGGAGACGACCGCGAUCACCUCAUUUAUUUCACGAGAGCUCGGAUGCUGGCAGUAGGACCCGAUGCACUGUUCCAACAUCCUGACCUGCAAGCUAUUCAAAUCAUGGGCUUGAUCUCCCUCUACUUCAUGUCCAUUAGCCAGAUCAAUCGCGCCUGGAAUACAAUCGGUGUUGCGAUACGUUGGAGUACGGCUUUGGGACUCAAUAUGCGCAACGACAGCCCAGAGCUGAAGGAUUCACUCAAGGAGAUCCGCUAUCGUGUGUGGUGGGCAAUGUACUCGCUCGAGCACCGUUUAUGCUGUAUGACCGGCCGAGUCAAUUGCAUCUUGGAUGACCACUGCACCACCCCUCUCCCAGUCCCGGUUGAAGAAGGGCUGUUCGAAACCGAAGAAGCCUCCAAGCUGCUGAAUAAGGAACACCAGCAAGGUUUCCGUGCUCCAGGUCGUAAUUCCCCGAUGAACAGCGGUACCGGUAGCAACGCUUCAUCAACCUCACGUUCGCGCUCGCAAACUAAGGCUUCAGCAUCAGAGGCCCGUUCACCUUCAACGAUAACACGCGGCGGGGACCUGGUGUGGGCCAAAGACGUUGCACCAAACGCAUCUUUGUACUUCCUACAUAUGGUACAGUUGACACGUUUGACUCAAAAGGUCUUCCAACAGCUUUACAACCCUACAGCAAUCCAGGGAACUUGGUCGGAUAUUCAGAUGCUAAUCCGGGAGCUGGACGAGCAAUGUGAGAACUGGUACCGCGCAGUGCCUGCAGUCCUUGAUUUCAAGCGCAAUCAGCGAGAUCGAGAAUUCUAUGAACAUCGACUCAGUCUUGGAUUCUUCUACUACAGCACCAAAAUGAUGGUGCACCGUCCUUGCCUCUGUCGCCUGGACCGCAAGAUUCCUCAUCAGUCGGACAAAUCCCUGAACUUCAACCGGAUGUCGGCGACAACAUGCGUGGAUGCAGCCAGAGACACUCUGCGCCUGAUUCCCGACGAGCCCAAUGCCGUUGGCCUAGUCAAAGUCGGUCCCUGGUGGAACAUUCUGCACUGGCUUGUCCAAGCCACCACAGUGCUGAUGCUGGAAAUUUCUUUCCGUGCUCACCACAUGCCUGAGGAUGCCGACGAUGUUUUGGAUGCAGCCAAGAAAGGUGUAAGAUGGCUUCACGCUCUGGGCCAUGAUAACGUUUCUGCUCAGCGCGCUUGGCGUCUUUGCGACAGUAUGCUGCGAGAAGCUUCUAUGAAGAUUGGCCGAGACGUCUCUGAUCUUCCAAACUAUCAGCCAGGCCAUAGUCCAAGUCAUCACGACACAGCCAUAACCGGUGUUACUCAACCCAAUUUCGCUGAUCUUGCGCAAUCGCAGGGCUUCCAGACGACCAACAUGUCUCAGUAUCCUAUCCCUGCCAGAGCAGGAUUUGGUGGCCUCGACCAACUGAUGCACUUUGAUCAGUACUCACCUUUCGGACCAAACAUGCAGUUUCCAAUGACCUUGCAGUCUGGAAACGAGGCCGAGUUAGAAUUCAUGACACCGGCCUUCCAUGAAGGUCAGGGUCAUCACGAGCAAGAGCGACAGAACCCCGGGUAG